AUGUCUAGCGAGACUGGGACUGUCGACCUUAACAACUAUCUUCAAUCUAAGGAGCUACUCUCUCAACUCAGUUGGGAGGAGUCCUUUACAGGCCCUCGCCACGCACCUGAAUGGACCUCGGUGUGCAAGCUGUCGGGAGCGGUUAUCGGCCGUGGAACCGGCAGCUCGAAACAUGCCGCCCGAGACAUGGCUGCCAAAGCUGCCCUGGAGCAUCUCAUGCAGGAAAAUGCUGAUGAGUGAAGUGCAGCCACGACGAUGUUGACCUGUCCAGAGUAUUGACCCAUUUCUAACAUGUUUCGGCUAUCAUCGCUUGUUUUACCUUCAUUGCUUCCUAUGUUGUCGUUUCUUCGCCUGGCUAUGCCCGGAGCAUAUUAUUAGUUUUUUUCGCUGAUCGUGGCAUUCCUCCCUGGCAUCUUCACCGCGUGGAGUCAUUAUUAUCCGUGUUUGACCGGAAGUCCUCUACAUUCGUUAUCGCUGCAAUAACUUGAUACUCACGGGUCUUAACGUGGUCGUCCAGAUCACGACCAUCUAGUUCGUGUCAACGAUGGUGUGACGGCGCCGAUGCACACCGUCUAAGCAUAGUAUAUUCAGCUAUGUGAACGUGACAACUUUUGGCUAGCCCCGGCCGCGAUAUGUUAAAACGAACAGACUAUUCUUGCGCUAUGCGG
This is a messenger RNA of Laetiporus sulphureus 93-53, 668 nucleotides long. RefSeq lists its product as uncharacterized. The record is from RefSeq and is a predicted model, not a curated record. The transcript has 5 exons. NCBI's taxonomy places the organism in Eukaryota, Fungi, Basidiomycota, Agaricomycetes, Polyporales, Laetiporaceae. The coding region runs from base 1 to 240 and encodes 79 amino acids.